AUGAGGACCAUAGCAACAGCAAGACCAAACUUGAAAUUAACACCCAGAUCCGAAGCAAAAGAACAAGAUGCAACACAGUUGAAGACUGAAAAACAUACUGAAAACAAUACAGUUCAUCAGAUAAACUCCAGCCGACCAAGAAGACCAACCAAGAAGCAACCCCAACGGCCACAUCAGAUGUCAGAGUCGUUACACAUGUUUGGGAAUCCACACCAUUCUCAGAUCCAGGGAACUAAUUCAAGCUCACAACAGCAGGCAUAUGCUGUGCACUUGGCUAAAGAAAGACAAAUGCAACAGCAUAUGGCACCUCAACAGCAUAGUGAUCUUUCUGGAGCUAGUGCACUACCCAAUGUGCAGAAUAGUACUCAAAUAUUGCAGCAGAACCAAGCCUCGUCUGCCAAUCCAGUCCCUUGUUCAAAACCACAACAUCAGCGACAGCAAGCAACACGGCACGAACUGAAGGAGCAGGGGAGAGGCUUCCUGACGAGCGCAACAUCCGAAUCAGGGAUCGACAUUGGAGGGGCGGAGGUUGCGGAGCACCUUGCCGAGCUUGCCCCGGCCAAGCACGCAACCAUUCCUCGUCUCUCUCCCACUCUGGCACCCUGCGGUCUGUGCGAGCGUGAGCGAGGAAGCCCGCAGCCGUCUCCCUUCCCUCCCGAGUCCCGACGCGUGCGCGACCAAGGCUUCCCGACGCCUGGCCACCGGCGCCUCACCGGCUCACCCCACCGGCCUCCCCCGUGGCCCCGCCCGGCGCUAGCCGCCAGCCCCAUCCCGCCGGCCACCGGGGCAGCAGCGCGCGACCAGCACCUCGUCUCUCCGACUCUCGCUCUCCCAGUCCGGCGCGCGGCUAGCAGCGGGCCGGGCCGGCCGAUGCAGGCGCGCAGCGGGCGUCCGCCCGCGUCCCCAGGUGGCCUCUGUCUGGCCUGGACGCCUGGCGAUUUCUCCCAAAUCCGAGAAAGCCGUGGACUGACACAACCACAAUACAAAUCAAAUCAAAACACAAGAGAACAGAACGGCACCGUGGGGAACGUCGCUGCCGCCGCCGCCUCGAACAACACCGCCAUUGCCGCCUCGAACAACACCGCCGUCGCCGCUGCCUCCUCCGACAAAGCCGCCGCCGCCGAAGACAAAGCUGCGGCCACCGUAGACAACGCGACCAACACCGACGCCGCCGCCGCUGGUAAGGCCACGGGCACCGCCGGCGGCGGCGGCGGCAAGGCCACGACAACUGCCAUAACACGAAACUGA
Messenger RNA from Miscanthus lutarioriparius, 1248 nucleotides. Lineage: Eukaryota; Viridiplantae; Streptophyta; Magnoliopsida; Poales; Poaceae. The record is from the annotation of a GenBank genome assembly.